AUGGUACACCAGAAUACUUCGGGCAACCCGCUAAGCUCGGGUUCGCUCGCGCUGUUCAUGGCAACGUCGCUACCAAAAGGCGAAUCUUCACAGCUCAAGAAUGGCACCGCAGCCGUCGCACUAGCAGUACACGCCGGCAUGCUUGCUGUUGGCUUCCGCCUGAUCGGGCUGGGCGAAGACGAGCGCAUAGAAGCGCACGCAGACGCCGAAAACCCAGAGUCGUUACCGAAGGAAUGGAAUGCGUCAUCCUCAUACGCUUUCAGAUACGCCCACGCGCAAUCAGCCAUGGAGUACCUCGUCAAGGUCAAUAGGUUGGGAGGCAAAGCUGUCGUAUACGCUCUCGCGCUCGGCGAUGACAAGACCACACAUUUCGAAGUCACGACCAAGGACUACAUAUCCGAAUCACAAUUACCAUUCAGCGUGUCUGAAGAUAUAUCAACGGAGCAGGUGUCGGAGAAGGUGCAAGAACUGUUCAUCUCGCCAGGCAGGCUGAACGACCUCGGCUCGCUCCUCAAGAUAUCUGUCAUACAGAAGCUGGCACCCGGGCUGAACAAGCCAGGCUACGAGGAGGGCAACACCGACCGGGAGCGCACCCCUACAGCGGAUCGGCAAGAACCACAACGAGGGGGACCCGCAAACCCACGGCAGCCCCCCACCGAACCGGAGCCCGCACGACCAUACCCUUUCAACGAUCCUCUCGCCGCACAGCCAGGCUCGGGGCGGCAUCUACCAGAACCCAUACCUGGCUUUGACGACGAGUUGGGCAUGAACAGACAGCCCGGUCGCAUGCCCGGUAACAACCCCAUCAACAUUGGGCAUGACGAUUUAUAUCCACAGGGUCUCGGACCUAAUGAUCCCCUUCGGCCACACCUAGCAGGAGGGCUGCCACGACCCGGCGGUUUUGGCGGCGGCGGGAUGCAUCCCACCUUCGAUGAUCCGCUGUUUCGCGGUCAAGGCGGACAGGGUGGAUAUGAUCCCAGAGCACCUCCGGGGGCGCGUUACGACCCUCUAGGACCAGGCGAUCCACUCAGAGAGGACAGAGGGAGAGGUCCUAUGUUCCCAGGCGGGGGCGGCUUUGGAGGGCCUGGUGGUUUCGGCGGAGCAGGUGGACGACCGCCGAAUCCAUUCGGUGGCUUUGGUGAUGGAGACUUCAUCUAA
Molecule: messenger RNA, 1158 nt
Organism: Alternaria incomplexa
Lineage: Eukaryota; Fungi; Ascomycota; Dothideomycetes; Pleosporales; Pleosporaceae
Exons: 2
Coding region: 1-1158 (385 amino acids)
Biological process (GO): proteasome-mediated ubiquitin-dependent protein catabolic process
Molecular function (GO): proteasome binding; endopeptidase inhibitor activity
Source: RefSeq, a predicted model, not a curated record